This is a messenger RNA of Umbelopsis ramanniana AG, 1152 nucleotides long. RefSeq lists its product as uncharacterized. The transcript is spliced from 8 exons. The coding region runs from base 45 to 935 and encodes 296 amino acids. Lineage: Eukaryota; Fungi; Mucoromycota; Umbelopsidomycetes; Umbelopsidales; Umbelopsidaceae. The record is from RefSeq and is a predicted model, not a curated record. Gene Ontology annotation, biological process: transmembrane transport.
CUUCAAGUGAUUUUCUGUUGCUUUCUCUCUUCCUCUCUUUCACCAUGUCUUCAGACCCUGCUCCUAAGCCCCUCCCCUUCCAUUACCAGUUCAUCGCUGGUGCGAUCGCUGGUAUUUCCGAGAUCUUGACCAUGUACCCUUUGGAUGUGGUCAAGACAAGAGCACAGCUUAGUACUGGCACUCAAAAAGUUGGAAUCGUCUCAUCAUUGAAACAAAUUGUUCAGUCUGAAGGUGUUCCAGCAUUAUACCGUGGUAUCCUUCCUCCUAUCAUGGUAGAAGCACCUAAGCGUGCAACCAAAUUCGCUACCAACGAACAAUAUACUGCCAUGUACAAGAAGAUGUUUGGCGUUGAGAAGAUGACUCAGUCUCUUGCUAUUCUUACAGGUGUCAGUGCUGGUAUCACUGAAGCCUUCCUGAUUGUUCCUUUUGAACUUGUCAAGAUCAGAAUGCAAGAUAAAGCCAAUUACGGCAAGUACAACGGCACCAUUGAUACCCUUACAAAGAUUAUAAGACACGAAGGUCCAUUGGCAUUGUUCAAUGGCUUGGAAGCUACUGUUUGGCGUCACGCUGCAUGGAACGGAGGUUAUUUCGGUGUUAUCUUUGGAGUUCGAGAUGUUUUGCCCAAGGCAGAGACCAAGGAAGGUCAACUUUUGAUCAACUUCACUGCUGGUGCCAUUGGUGGUACCGUCGGUACUGCUUUGAACACACCUUUUGAUGUCGUCAAGACCCGGAUACAGGGAUACAAUGGCACUGGACCCAGAAAGUACAACUGGACCUUGCCCUCCGUUGCUCUCGUUGCUAAAGAAGAAGGUGCCCUCGCGUUAUACAAGGGCUUCCUUCCUAAAGUCCUCAGAUUGGGACCUGGCGGUGGUAUUCUACUUGUCGUCUUCGAAACUGUCUCCAACUUCAUCCGUAAGAACAUCAUGAAGGAUUAAAAUAGUACGCACGUCUUUCGUAAAACACCUUCUAUUGCGCAGUAUGUAUUGAUGAAGCAGAGGUAUAUUUUUAGAAUCGAAAGGUGCUCCCAAUUAGACUCUGAGUAAAAAAGAAAAUUGAAAUACUGGUGUUUAUUGUUAUUAUGACUCUUGCUGUGACUUGUCAACAAACAGAUAAGCGACAGGAACAAACAACAUAGCGAGCUACAGUGGGAUG